AUGUAUUUUGUCUCUCUCUCUCUCUCUCUCUCUCUCUCUCCCCAGAUACGUGUCUGUCUCUCUAGAUUUCACUCUGAUGUAUGUGUAUUUAUCUUUCUUUACAGAUGUGUAUUUUGUCUAUCUCUAGAUAUGCAUUUGCCUCUCUCUCCAUAUGUCCGUCUCCAAAUAUUUACUGUCAUGCAAGAUAGGUGUGCAUUUCUCUCUCCAGGUGUAUAUCUGUCUGUCUCUUCAUCUAAAUGUGUAUUUGUCUAUCUCUCCAAAUAUGUUCUUGUCUCUCUGCCCAGAUGUGUAUUUGUCUUUUUUUCUCUAAAUAUGUAUUUUUCUGUCUCUUUUGAUGUGCACUUGUUUUUUUCUCUUAAGAUGUGUAUUGCCUCUCUCUCUCUCUCUCUCUCUCUCUCUCUCUCUCUCCCCAGAUGUGUCUCUCUUUCUCAAGAUAUGUAUUUCUCUCUUCAGACAUAUAUUUCUAUGUACUCUCUCUAUCUCUCUCUCUCUCUCUCUUCUCUCUUUAUCUAUCUAUCUCCAGAUGGUUAUUUUGUUUAUCUCUCCGGAGGUCUGUCUCUCAAUAUAUAUGUAUAUAUCUCUCUCUCCAGAUAUUUAUUUUGUCUCACUCUCUCUCUCUCUCCAGAUGGUUAUUUUAUUUAUCUCCCCAGAGGUCUGUCUCUCAAAAUAUGUACUUGUCUGAAUCUCUAG
This is a messenger RNA of Acanthosepion pharaonis, 690 nucleotides long. Lineage: Eukaryota; Metazoa; Mollusca; Cephalopoda; Sepiida; Sepiidae. The record is from the annotation of a GenBank genome assembly.